Messenger RNA from Plasmodium vivax (malaria parasite P. vivax), 3669 nucleotides. RefSeq names its product ATP-dependent Clp protease, putative. The record is from RefSeq and is a predicted model, not a curated record. Gene Ontology annotation, cellular component: cytoplasm. Bases 1 to 3669 code for a protein of 1222 amino acids. Gene Ontology annotation, molecular function: ATP binding; ATP hydrolysis activity. Gene Ontology annotation, biological process: cellular response to heat. The transcript has a single exon. NCBI's taxonomy places the organism in Eukaryota, Apicomplexa, Aconoidasida, Haemosporida, Plasmodiidae.
AUGAACGCGCUUUACCUCCUGCUCGCCAUGCUCUCGCUCAACCUUGUGGUAACCAUACAUACAAGAACCCAGCCCAACUUCCUAAACAGCACCCUCCAGCUGAACAAAUGCAACACGUGGAAUCUGCGAAGGACCUGCAGGAAAAUCAAGCCAAGAAACAACAAAUUACGCGUCUCCCUAUUUGACGAAUAUGAUGAAAAAUGCAUAAGGGCCCUCAUCAUGGCCAGAGAAGUGGCCAAAAAUCACAACGAAAAGGAAAUCCUUCUAAAGCAUCUCCUAAUUGCCAUCAUCAGAAUCGACUCCAAUUUGGUAAAACACAUUUUAAAUUUUUGCAACAUCUCCCUCACGACCUUUCUGGACAAGUUAAAUAACGAAAUGAAUAAAACUGGGGGGGAGACAAACUUUGGGACCAACCGAGACGAACCAAAUGCCUCCCCAGGGGAGGUACCUCGACAGUUGGGGAUGCCAACAGAUCAGCAUCACCCCCCAGACAACAGCAGAGAAGUUGUAGAAGGGGGAGCGUAUCCAGCGAACGACCCAAACGGAGAGAACCAACUGAUGAGCACCUUCAUCAACAAACACAUCCAAGAUAUAGAGGACAAAAUAAAUCAACUGAAAAACCUGGAGGAGGGGCAGAGUGACAUUUCAACGGAGGGCGGCGAUGCUGACAGCUCCGUGGGGGGGGCAGACGAAAGGGAUGAGGCAGCCAGCAACCUCAUCCGCGACGCGGCGAAGCGCGUUUUGGGAGGGCCCCCAGGCGAGUCGCCCAGCGAAUUACCCAGCGAAUUACCCAGCGAUGUGUCAAAGGAGCUGUCCCGCCAGUUGCCCAGCGACCUGCAGGGCGACCCCCCCGACGAAAAGGCAGACGAAAGGGCGGACGACAAGGCGGACAUCAAGUUUUCCCAAAACUGCAAGCGGGUGCUCCACAACGCGGUGCUGGAAGCGAGGAGGAAGAAGAAAAUGUUCGUCAGCGUGACGGACAUUCUGAUCGCCCUCAUCAACAUGGCGCAGGAGAGUCAGAACUGCGAGUUCUUGAGGUACCUCAGCGAGCUGAACAUAAGCGUCAACGAUUUGAAGAGGGAGCUAACUGGCUACGACGAGGGGAAUUGCCCUACCCCCCCCACGGGCACGUCACACCGUAGUAACGCCCAGCGGGAUGGCGACCUGAAUGCUAACUCUGCUGAGAAACGUGGAGGGGGUGACUCCCAAAGUGGGACGCCCGAAAAGAGGGACGACAAUCAACGAAUGCGCAGCUUGAACAACCGCUUGAACAACGAACCGCCCAACCACCACCUGAUGAACAACCUAAACAGUGACUACCUGCACCAGACGAGGGAAUUCAAAAACUACGAGGAGAGUAGCUUCCCACCAAACGGCAAACUUUUUAACUCCGCGUAUGUGAAAGACUGCCUAACAGAUAUGGUCCAAGCGGCGUACGAAAAAGGAGAUGAACAUUUCUUCGGAAGAAAAAAAGAAAUAAAAAGAAUAAUAGAAAUAUUAGGAAGGAGAAAAAAAUCAAACCCAUUACUAAUUGGAGAGAGUGGGGUUGGAAAAACAGCCAUCAUCGAGCAUUUGUCUCAUUUAAUAUUGAAAGAUAAAGUGCCCUACCAUUUGAGGAACUGCAGAAUCUACCAACUCAAUGUUGGCAACAUCGUAGCUGGGACAAAGUACAGAGGAGAAUUUGAAGAAAAAAUGAAGCACCUGUUAAGCAAUAUGAAUAAGAAAAAAAAAAAUAUUCUUUUUAUUGACGAAAUUCAUGUGAUUGUUGGAGCAGGCAGUGGGGAGGGAUCGUUAGACGCUUCCAAUUUGCUGAAGCCCUUCCUCUCCUCAGAUAAUUUGCAAUGUAUCGGCACCACGACUUUCCAAGAGUACACCAAAUAUAUAGAGUCAGAUAAAGCCCUGAGGAGACGAUUUAACUGCGUCCCUGUGAAGCCGUUCACUGGAAAGGAGACUCUCCUGCUGCUGAAGAAAAUUAAAUACAGCUAUGAAAAGUACCACAAUAUUUACUACACAAAUGAGGCCCUCAAGUCGAUCGUCAUGCUCACGGAGGACUACCUGCCCACGGCCAAUUUCCCCGACAAGGCCAUCGACAUUUUGGACGAGGCCGGCGCGUACCAGAAGAUCAGGUACGAGGUGUUCAUGCGGAGGAGGUUGCGUGGUGAGAACCAUGAGCGCAGUGAGUGGGGUGAGCGCGUUGAGCGCGGUGGUCAAGCGAAAAGCGGCCAGGAGAAUGGCGGCCAGGUGAACGGCGGCCAGGCGAAUGGCGGUAAGCUGCGUUCCGACCAACCGAGCGGUGACGAGCAUGGGAGUGCAGACCAGGACGGAAUUGCCAACCAGGACAGCGGCGGCGACGCGCGGAGCUACCUCCAAAACAUGCACAUUAAGUACGUCACGUCGGACGUGAUCGAAAACAUCGUCAGCAAAAAGGCCUCCAUAUCGUACAUAAAGAAAAACAAAAAGGAGGAAGAAAAAAUUAUAAAGCUGAAGGAAAAACUAAACAAAAUUAUAAUCGGCCAAGAAAAGGUGAUAGACAUACUAUCCAGGUAUCUGUUCAAAGCCAUAACGAAUAUUAAGGACCCCAAUAAGCCCAUUGGCACCUUGCUGCUGUGUGGGUCCUCAGGGGUUGGAAAGACUCUAUGCGCCCAAGUCAUUUCGAAGUAUCUAUUUAAUGAGGACAACCUAAUCGUAAUCAACAUGAGUGAGUACAUAGAUAAACACUCAGUUAGCAAGCUGUUCGGUAGCUACCCAGGAUAUGUAGGUUACAAGGAAGGAGGGGAACUAACCGAAAGUGUAAAGAAAAAACCCUUUUCCAUCAUCCUUUUUGAUGAAAUUGAAAAGGCACACGGUGAAGUUUUACAUGUUCUCUUGCAAAUACUAGACAAUGGAAUGCUAACAGAUUCGAAGGGAAAUAAAGUGUCCUUUAAAAACACCUUCAUCUUCAUGACGACCAACGUAGGCUCUGACAUCGUCACAGAUUAUUUCAAGCUGUACAAUAGGAACUACUCAAAUAUGGGCUUUAAAUACUACCUCAGUAAGAGGCCAAACAGGGGAGAGGCAGAUGGUUCGCUCCUCCCUGAAGGGGUUAACAGUGUAGCUAACUCAGUGGAGGAAGACCCAACCGGGUUAAGCAGCAACAGUGGGGGUGACCUCCAAACAAACCGCAAAGAUGACCACCCCGUGGAGAAAUCCCCCACCCAACAACCAAACAGCUACGACCUUUUUGAGGAAAAACUUCGAACCAACAAAUGGUACGAAGAGCUACAGCCAGAAAUAGAAGAAGAACUGAAGAAGAAAUUUCUUCCAGAAUUUCUCAACAGGAUAGACGAGAAAAUUAUUUUCAGGCAAUUCCUCAAAAGAGAUGUUAUUAAUAUUUUCCAAAAUAUGAUUGACGAUUUGAAAAAAAGAAUUAAAAAAAGAAAAAACCUCAAUUUGAUAAUCGAACCAGAUGUUAUUAAAUACAUUUGUAGUGACGAAAAUAAUAUUUAUGACAUGAAUUUUGGUGCCAGAUCCAUUAGAAGGGCCCUCUAUAGGUAUAUUGAGGAUCCCAUUGCUUCCUUCUUAAUUUCGAAUUUGUGCGAACCGAACGAUUCCAUUUACGUUUCCCUCUCCAGCGGUAACAAAAUUGAUGUGCAGUUGGUGAAGGCGCCCGUGGAGCAGCUUGUGUUGUGA